UUAUUAUUAUUAUUAUUAGUGUAUAAAGUUGGCAUAUUUAAAAUAUUGCCACUGAAAUGAGAAAAUGUAUUUGAAUGUAAUUUGGUUUUCCUUUAACACGGACCUUGUGCACGUUAAUUUCCUUAUAUGGGCAUUUAAAUUAUACUGUAAAUCAAACUGAUAGACCAACGUCUUUGGAAAUAGUUUUUUAAAAUUAUACUACUCAAUACAUUUUUACAGUUAAUGUACACUUGAUAAAAUAUAAAUAUUAAUAAACUAUUGAUGAAAUGAAGUUAUACAGCUCGAGUUAUACAGCCUUAUUGUUUUAUGGGAAUUGAGGAUGCGCGCGAGGUGAAGUUCUGUCAGCAGGAUUAGCCUGUCAGCUUCCGGUGAGAGAAUAUCUGACCGUUAGCAGCUUAAAAAAUCUAUAUUUAACGGCAUAUUAGAUAAUAAUUAAGCGCCAUUUAUAAUUUCAGACCAUAAUGGAUGAUCAGUCCGCUUUGGUAAACUUGGACAACCUUUUGCUGCAGUUAGCUUUAGAGACUCGAGAAUUAGCCCAGAAGAAGGAUGACUUGACACAACAAAUUCAAAUUUGUAAAGUGGACAUACAAGAAAAGAAGAAAUGCAUUGAUGAAACUCAUAAGACCAUACAGAAACUAGACGAGGACAUUCAGCAAAAACAAAACACCGUCAAAUGCUACAAAGAAAAUGUGAAAAGUGUUCGUGGAACAAGUGAUCUUCUGCUUCAGUAUGAGAAGACGCUAGAAGCUGAGCUUGAAAGGAGGCAGGAAAGCUAUAAUCAAGACAUGAAGAUGUUUCAGGAAAGAAUGGAGAACUACUGGAAAAUAUUUCAGCAGCAUAAAGAGGAGUAUUUGCAGAAUCCUCUAGCCACAAAGCUCCUAAAGAUUCAGGCUGAGAAUGAAGAAAUUGAGAGAAGAAUCCGAGCCAAAGAAGAGGAAAUAAUAGCAAAAGAGAAAGAGUUGAAAGCUCUCCAAGAGAACCAUGACUUGUGUGACAGUGUUCAGAAACAUGGUGAAUCAAACGAACAACAAGCAGCACCGUCUGAGAGUGACACUCAGUGUGAAGUUGAUAUGACAUCUCAUCAAGAUCCUCAACCACAGGGUAACAAAACAGAUCAUGAGGAUGUUCAAAUUGAGAUGGAUGAGAAGGCUUCGGAGAAAAAUCAGGACCAAGCAGAUGGUGGUGAUGAGUCAAAUUCAUCUGAAGUGGGUGUAAUUGGUAGCACCAUAUGGACAAACUCAGAAAUAAGAAGUGAACAAAGUCAAGGAGCAGACCAGAAUGGACAAGAACACACAGCUGAAGUGCAGGACAUGAAUACAAACACUUCCUGUGGGUCUGAUGCACUUGAGGGGAUGAUGGAGGCUGAGGAGCAGCAGGAAAGUGCAGAAGCUACUGUGGAGGAGGGCAGUAACGAGGGAGCAGUGUGUCCCCCAUCAUCCCCCGUCCAAAUGAGAGCACUGGAUACGCCAACAUUCUGUCUAAUUAGCAGCCCCAGUACAUGUCAGGGUCACCAGGAGGGCGGAGAAACACCAGCAUUCGUUUUCUCCAUGAACUCUGGACCAAACACUCCUACCUUCUCAGGCUUCGACUGCAACUUUGAAGUGGGACCAAGCCAACAUGAGGAGUCACCUUUUACAUUCUCCAGCUCUUAUUUCAGCAAGAAGUCACCUGAAACGAAGCUGCCAGGAUUUCUGUUUGAUGAAACAGAGAGUCGUACAGAGGAAGAGUUUGCUUUUUCUUUUAGCUCUAAGAGCCCUCAGCCCAAGGAGUCAGGAGGGACUGGAGAUGCUUUCCCUUUCUCCUUCUGCUUAGGGAAAUUUUAACUGUGUUGUAGUUUUUAUUUAUUUAUUUU
Pangasianodon hypophthalmus (striped catfish) is the source of this 1852-nucleotide messenger RNA. RefSeq names its product protein SIX6OS1. Gene Ontology annotation, biological process: oogenesis; homologous chromosome pairing at meiosis; meiotic DNA double-strand break processing involved in reciprocal meiotic recombination. The record is from RefSeq and is a predicted model, not a curated record. Gene Ontology annotation, cellular component: central element. Bases 462 to 1823 code for a protein of 453 amino acids. NCBI's taxonomy places the organism in Eukaryota, Metazoa, Chordata, Actinopteri, Siluriformes, Pangasiidae. The transcript has 15 exons.